Oppia nitens is the source of this 1536-nucleotide messenger RNA. RefSeq names its product fibroblast growth factor receptor-like 1. The transcript is spliced from 9 exons. Bases 168 to 1496 code for a protein of 442 amino acids. NCBI's taxonomy places the organism in Eukaryota, Metazoa, Arthropoda, Arachnida, Sarcoptiformes, Oppiidae. The record is from RefSeq and is a predicted model, not a curated record.
UUUAUUAUCGUUUUCAUCGCAUAUUCAAUGUAUUCAUAAUUAUAUUUAUCAUCAUUCAUUUAUGUCAUAAUGCCGAACCGCCAAAACUUUUUGCAAAGUAUUUGGGAAAAAGUGAGCGACGAGUCAUCAAAUUGGGAACCAAUGUAUCGCUUCAAUGUCCAGUCGAUAUGUCUGAAAACGACGAUAUUUACAUCGAUUGGUAUAAAAAUGGAAAUCAGAUCCAAAGCUAUGAUAAAAGAGUGCGAAUCACAAACUCUGGAAUUCUUAAGAUUAAGAAUUCGGUGACAGAAGACACGGGAAACUUCCUUUGCACUGCCGUAAAUGGUUUCGGAAGCGUCAAGUUUUUAUUCACAAUUACUGUAUUAGAUGAGAACUACAGUGAUAUCGCAUUAAAUGAAUAUUUGACGAGAAGUUCAUCAGAUUUAGAUCACUCAAAGACAACUGAAUUUUCAGAUAAAUCUCAUCAAUUAUCCAAUACAUUCAAAGAGGUGCCAAAAGUUAUAAUAAGUAAAACUGGAAGUGAUUUAAAAUUGAAAUGUAUUACUAAUGGGAGUCCAAAGUUAUUGUCUGUUAAAUGGUUUAAUAAUAACAAUGAAAUGACAGCACACGGAGACAACUCUUUGAUUAUGAAAAACUUAAAUUCUGAAGACAGCGCUAACUAUACGUGUCAGACAACCAAUCAAUUUGGUGUAACCAUUACUAACAGAUUUAUUCUCAAAGUUAUUGAUCAACCAAUUGAUAAGCCUUACAUUGAAGGUAACGAUCCACGAAAUACUAGUGCACCCAUUGGUGCUGACGUAACGUUGGUCUGCUCUGUCCGAUCCGAUGCGGCGCCAAAUAUUGAAUGGCUUAAAAGUAUGAACUCAAUCAGUGAUUUUGGUGAAGAAAAUUUUCAAUACACUAAUUUCAAAGGAGAAGAUUAUCGGAUGCUUACCAAUGAAGUCGUACAGACAUCAGAUAAUUCAUACAUCAGUAACUUAAUUAUCACUAAAGUUAAUGAAUUAGAUGCUGGAAAAUAUGUGUGCCUGGCUGGCAAUGAACAGGGUUCUAAUUAUCGAAAUGCUUUUGUAACUGUAUAUUAUCCAGUACAAGUAAAUCAAGUGAAUGGUAUGAUGAAGGAAGAGACAGCACUUCCUGUGCCAAUUGUGGUGGCAUUUGUGUCUGUUUUUGUUAUUAUUUUGUUAGCAUUAGUGGUUUGGAUGUCCACGUGUUUGUGCCAACAGACAGACAGACCAACACAAGUACCGGAAUCGGUGUACGAUAUGCCGGCCAAACAUUCACGUUAUAUAUCAUCAAAUGCGAGCUUAUCCUAUAAUCAAAUGGUUGUCAACAAUAACAGGAGUUGUAUGCCGUCCAGUGAGUUGAGAGCCUCAUCCCCUCUGUAUACAGAAAUCCAGAGCACAACUCCAGAGAAACCCCUUACAAAUGUUUACCAAAUGUAUACAAAUCUUAAGGAUGUGAAGACACAUAACAAACCUUAUGGUUAUUUAUGUUGAGUCUCGAGUCUCACGUCUUUGUUGUUAAUCACCAAUAAGU